AUGGAAAGUUACAACAUUGAAGAUGUUGUUAUGAUAUAUGGUCAUAAAGCAAUAAUCGAAAGUAUUCAAAAUGUUGAAAAUAUAAAAUCUGAUAUACAACCAAAUAAAAUAUAUGUAGGAAAAUAUGUAAAUAAAAAAGGUUAUUCUGAUGGGACUUAUAGAAAAAAAAAAAUAUAUACACCUCAAAAUGAUGAACUGGUUAUAAUUUGUUCUUAUAAUUCUAUUAAACCAUAUAAUGAGGAAGAAAGCGCCUGUACUAUGAUUCAGAAAAUGUUCAGAGGAUAUCAAGGAAGAAAAAGUUUUCAUUCUUUUGUUUGUUGCACCGUGUGGAGAAAAUUCGAUCACAUACACGAAUAUAUAACCCUUAAUAAUCAUGAUGAAAUUUAUAAACCCUUAAUAAAAACAAUAAAAAGAGAUAUCAAAAAAGGAAUAAUUCAAUUCCCAUCAAAAUGUUUCUCCAGCAAUUCUAAUCAAUUCUCUCGAGUUUCUACAACAUCUUAUGAGUCUUCUGCUUAUAACGAAAACGUUCCAAGAUUAAAAGACAAAAUUGAUCGCACUUUUGCUACAGAAAUGUUUCAUUUUUUCUUAACAUCCAAAGAAAUAAUAUUACCAUACAACUUGGUUAGCAAAAUUUUGAUCAAAACAAAAAAAAUGCUCGAGGAAAAUAUAAAAAGCUCCGUUAUAAAUCUGGACAUAUCCAAAAAGUCCAAAGACACCAAAUUAAUUAUAUUAGGAGAUGUCCAUGGGCAACUUCAUGAUGUUCUAUGGUUGUUCAAUAGAUUUGGAAUACCAUCAUCCACAAAUAUAUAUAUUUUUAAUGGAGAUAUAGCAGAUAGAGGAGAAAAUGCAACGGAAAUAUUUAUUUUGUUAUUUAUUUUUAAAUUAAGUUGUAACGAUAGUGUUAUAAUUAAUAGGGGUAACCACGAAUGUUCUUAUAUGAACGAGGUUUACGGAUUUUACAACGAAGUUCUUUCAAAAUAUGAUAACACAAUUUAUGAUCUCUUUCAAAAUAUAUUUGAGCUACUAGGACUAGCCGUUAAUAUACAAAAUCAAAUAUUUGUUGUGCACGGAGGUCUAUCUAGAUAUCAAGAUAUAACACUGAAAGAAAUCGACGAACUCGAUAGAAAGAAACAGGAAAUCCUUCAUCCAGAACAAUAUGAAGAUAUAGUAAUUUUUGAUCUGUUAUGGUCAGAUCCUCAAAAAAAAGAAGGAAUAGGAGGAAAUGCACGAGGGAAUAAUUGUAUUACUUUCGGGCCUGAUGUAACAGAAACGUUUUUAAAAAAUAAUAAUUUAGAUAUUUUGAUAAGAUCUCACCAAGUACCUAAAACUUUAAAAGGUAUUGAAAGUCAUCAUGAAGGGAAAUGUAUAACUCUUUUUUCUGCUUCAAAUUAUUGUAACAAAAUAAAAAACCUAGGAGCUGCUAUUAUAUUUAAUCAAGACCUUACUUUUGAAGUGCAAGAAUAUAUGUCUCCUUCCCUUGAAGUUAUAAGAGAAACGUUUGAAGAAAAUCAAAAAUUAAGAGAAAAAGUUCUGCACUGUUCAAAAAUAGUGGAGCUGGAAAAAAAUGAACAAAAAAACAGUAACAAGUUGUCUACAGAAGGGCUUAUGAAUGAUAUCCUAAAUUGUCUAAGUACCAUAAUAUGUAACGAAAAAAAUUCCUUAUGGAACAAUUUAUACAAACAAGAUAAAGACAAAAAAGGAGUAGUCCACAUAAACAUAUGGAAGGAAGAAUUAGGAAAGUUGAGCAAGACGAAAAAGGUACCAUGGAUAUAUUUGUGUAGGAAAUUAAAAAUGAUUGAGGAUUAUCAUGUGAAUUAUAAUAAUAUUUUAAGCAGAUUUAAAAUAAAUUAUGCACCAAAUGAAAAAUUCUUAAACACAGAAUGGAAAAAUGAAUGUUUUGAACAUUUAUAUGAAGCUUUAUUAAAAGCGGAUUUAAGUUUAAGAGAGACGCUUAUGGUGUUUGAUAAAAAUUUAGAUGGAAAAGUAUCCUUUGCUGAAUUUGAGCAGGUUUUACGGGAUUUAAAUAUAGAUUUAUCCAAUGAACAAAUAAGGAUAUUAGUCAGAUUGAUAAAUAGCAAUUCCUUAUGUAAUAACACCAAUUUACAAGAAAAUAAUAAAAUCGAUGUUGCCGAAUUUAUCGGUAAAAUGCGUGUAUGUUAUCGUUUGUCUAUAAAUAAGGAUUAUGUAAACAAUGAAAAAAUACAAAAACUAAUCGAAACGAUAGGGAAACAUAUUUUAUCAGAUAGUGCAGAUACAGCUAAUUAUCAUUAUAAAUUUUAUGAAGAAAAUAAUGAAAGACAUAAUUCUGAGAGAAGAAAACGAUCUAGUGUAAUCAAGUCCGUUGCUUUGUUCCAGAAAUUUAAAAACUAUGACAACUUUGGAAAUG
Plasmodium reichenowi is the source of this 2386-nucleotide messenger RNA. Its product is annotated as serine/threonine protein phosphatase 7, putative. The transcript is spliced from 12 exons. The annotation marks the transcript as partial. Gene Ontology annotation, molecular function: protein binding; calcium ion binding; protein serine/threonine phosphatase activity. The record is from RefSeq and is a predicted model, not a curated record. Lineage: Eukaryota; Apicomplexa; Aconoidasida; Haemosporida; Plasmodiidae. Gene Ontology annotation, cellular component: cytosol; nucleus.